Messenger RNA from Erpetoichthys calabaricus (reedfish), 3559 nucleotides. It is a transcript of the gene tfcp2, whose product is annotated as transcription factor CP2. NCBI's taxonomy places the organism in Eukaryota, Metazoa, Chordata, Cladistia, Polypteriformes, Polypteridae. The record is from RefSeq and is a predicted model, not a curated record. Gene Ontology annotation, cellular component: nucleus. Gene Ontology annotation, molecular function: DNA-binding transcription activator activity, RNA polymerase II-specific; RNA polymerase II cis-regulatory region sequence-specific DNA binding. Gene Ontology annotation, biological process: regulation of transcription by RNA polymerase II. Bases 1683 to 3224 code for a protein of 513 amino acids. The transcript is spliced from 16 exons.
AUUUCCUCCAUGUUGGGUUUGAACGUAGAGUGAGUAAGAAAGAGAGCUAAGCAGCGGCGGGGCGAUACAGCUUCUGCACUGCCGAGUACCGACCCUCUAAUCUCCGGGAUCUGGGGGAGGGCAGCACAGCGGCUUGGAGCUGCGCAUUUGGAUAACAGCGAAAAAGAAACAUCCCACCCACCUACACUCAUCCUCCCUUCGGGUUUUCCGCCUUCCUCCGAAACGUGGCCUUUCAGAGCAGUGAUUUCUCAUUUGACUUGGGGAAUAUAUUUAUUUCGACGCUGUUGUUUUGGAGGUUACGAGUGUGGAUGCUUUUUUUUUUUGUGUGCAUUUUCUAACUUUUUUUGGUAGCUCUGUGUACGAAAAGGAAGAAGGAAAACCACUACAAAAGUAAUCUACUGGUUGGAUCGUUUCAUUGUCGAUCGAGACCAUUUUUUUGGUGUUGCUCUUGUUGAAUGUUUUCAAAACAAACUGAGCCAAAGAAGACUACGGUCAGUCACUGCGCAUCACCUUCCUUCACCUCUGUAAACAGGAUACUGUGUUCUUCGACUCAUUUUGCUGGAUAUCGUUUUUUAACUGUCUUGACCUGGGUGUUCCAGCGCCCUUAUGGAUUUGGAAAAGUAGUUUUUAGUGUGCGUUUACGUGUUUUUGCAUGCAACACGGAGGUCUGUUUUAAAGCCUCACCUCGGCUAAAUUAAUUUGGUUACUUUUUUUUUCUUAGAAUUCUGUUUCAUUUGUUGUCAGUCUCUUAUUUCUGUUAGCUUUCGGGAGAAAGAUUAACACAAGUCUCCUCUUCUCGGUGCGAGUGCACUAAGCACUCGGGCUGCGCCUUAUUGACACAUCCGUACUGGAAUAAUUUGUUUUUAAAAACAAAAUCACAUUUCCAGACAUUAUUGGAAUAAGCAUUGGGGCUUCUCCCAACAUCCCGGUCAACGCGCGCUCUAGAUCGGUUUUAAUUUUAAAUAGCUAGUGUUUUAUUCGCUGUUUUGAUUUCAGCCUCAUACACCUAUAAGCGAGUUUCCAAAAGAAAUGCAAUCCACUGCCCAAGAUUGAAAUUACAUUCUAUAUCCUCUACUUCCUCAUCCUUACUGCCAAGGUGAUUGAUAUCUUUGUCUUGACCGAUUUCUAGACCUGUUUCCUGAUUGUAGGUCUUUUUAUUGAAGAAAGCCACCUAUACACAUUAUUUUUGUCAUUUUUCUUAAAUCAGCGGAGGAAGAAAGACAACUUGACAUUUCAGUUGCUUACUUUUUGCUAAAAUAACAGCUUGUUAUCGAGACUGUACUUUAUCUUGCAAAGUGUCUUCUUUCCUUUUUUUAUGUGAAAUUUGGCAAUAAUCUUAGUUGGACAUAUUGCUGCCUCCAGGCAGAGGAUUUAAUUCCCAGGUGUGCUAACAUCUUUUGCAUAUUUUGAAUGACGAUUACCAAUGAUCAUUUUGAGUGACUUGCUCCAUGGUACUGUCCUGUUUUGGAUGUAUUAUUUGAUUUGAAGGAAGGAGCUUCAACUUGUAUAUCGUUUAGCACUACAAUGCAUCAUUCAGACUCGGUUGUAAAUUGCAAAAAGUGAUCCAUUCCUAAGGGAAGCUACUAUUGGAGGAAACUGGUUACUGCUCAUCUAGAGAUUUCCUGGUUGAUUCAAUUUGGAUUCAGUUUUGCAUAUCAGCCUUAUCAAUAACUGCUAUCAAAAUGGCCUGGGCUUUGAAAUUACCCUUAGCAGAUGAAGUGAUAGAGUCUGGCCUGGUGCAAGAUUUUGAUGCAAGUCUUUCUGGGAUUGGCCAAGAGCUUGGGGCUGGCGCCUAUAGUAUGAGUGAUGUUCUUGCAUUGCCCAUCUUCAAGCAGGAAGAAUCAAAUCUACCACCAGAUGAUGAAAACAAAAUCCUGCCCUUUCAAUAUGUAUUGUGUGCUGCCACAUCACCAGCAGUGAAGCUGCAUGAUGAGACGCUUACCUACCUCAAUCAAGGCCAAUCAUAUGAAAUCCGAAUGCUGGACAACAGAAAGAUGGGAGAACUUCCAGAAAUCACUGGGAAACUCGUAAAGAGUAUUAUUCGAGUGGUGUUUCAUGAUCGGCGUUUACAGUACACAGAACACCAGCAACUUGAGGGUUGGAAGUGGAACCGACCCGGAGACCGUAUCCUUGACCUAGAUAUUCCAAUGUCUGUAGGAAUGAUUGACCCCCGUGCCAAUCCAACACAGUUGAAUACUGUGGAGUUUCUGUGGGACCCUUCAAAACGGACAUCAGUUUUCAUACAGGUUCACUGCAUCAGCACAGAAUUCACCAUGAGGAAGCAUGGCGGUGAAAAGGGUGUUCCAUUUCGCAUCCAGAUUGACACCUUCAAAGAAAAUGAAAAUGGAGAGUAUACAGAACACCUGCACUCAGCAAGCUGCCAGAUCAAAGUGUUCAAGCCCAAAGGUGCAGACAGAAAACAGAAAACUGACCGUGAGAAAAUGGAGAAGAGAACGCCUCAGGAAAAGGAGAAGUACCAGCCUUCUUAUGAGACAACCAUCUUGACAGAGUGCUCCCCUUGGCCUGAGAUCUCUUAUGUUAACAAUACACCUUCUCCAGGGUUCAACAGCUCUCAUAGUAGUUUCACAGUUGGAGAAGGCAAUGGUUCUCCCAGCCACCAGCCGGAGCCUGUAGCUCAGAUCACAGAUUUGUCCUGCCAUCUUCUUAGAAGUGACUGCGGGAGCCUUCAGAACCUGUUGCCCACAGCCACACCUCAGGAAGCUCAACAGUGGCUACACAGAAACCGCUUCUCCCCGUUCUGCCGGCUUUUCACCAACUUUUCAGGGGCUGACCUGCUUAAACUAACGCGCGACGAUGUGAUUCAGAUCUGUGGCCCGGCAGAUGGUAUCCGGCUCUUUAAUGCACUGAAAGGCAGGGUUGUCCGGCCAAGACUAACUAUCUACGUAUGUCAGGAGUCCCUUCUAGUCAGAGAGCAACAGCAACAGCAGCAAAAACAUGAAAAUGGGGAUGGUGCCAACAGCGCCUUCUUUGUCUACCAUGCAAUUUACUUGGAGGACCUCACAGCUGUUGAACUAACUGAAAAGAUCGCCCAGCUUUUCAACAUAUCUCCUCGGCAAAUUAAUCAGAUCUACAAGCAAGGACCGACAGGGAUUCAUGUGCUGGUUAGUGACGAGAUGAUCCAGAAUUUCCAGGAUGAGUCUUGUUUUGUUCUGGACACUAUGAAAGCUGAAACCAAUGAUGGAUACCAUAUAAUUUUAAAAUGAAGCAGGUGAUAAUUUGCUGUCCUGUAAAACUCCAUCCACAAAAGCUAUAAAAUUCCACAUGAAGAAAUUGCACAUCACUAAGUUUUCAAAGGCUGAUGGAGUGAGAAACUGCAAAAUAUAAACUUCACAGGGAACUUUUCCUGAACUGAGGCAGCAGGAAGACCCUUUCAGUUUCUGUUUUCUAACCCUGAAGCUAAAGAAUUGCAUCUCAACUUGGCCCCACUGCAUAUUUGCAGUAGUACCAUGCACCUCCUUGUCUUUUUUUUAUUUUGUUUUCAGUCUCAUACAUUUUUUUAAUAAAAACAACCUUCCUUGUUGCUUGAACGUUUGCCGAA